CAGAAUCAGCUGCUCACAAAAGGCAUGGUUAUCCUAAGGGACAAGAUCCGGUUUUAUGAAGGGCAGAAACUACUGGAUACCUUAGCUGAAACCUGGGACUUUUUCUUCAGUGAUGUCCUGCCCAUGCUUCAGGCUAUUUUCUAUCCUGUGCAGGGAAAGGAGCCCUCGGUUCGGCAGCUGGCUCUUCUGCACUUUAGGAAUAUAAUUACCCUGAACAUUAAAUUGGAAGAUGCAUUAUCACGUUCCAGAGCCAGAGUUCCACCUUCUAUUAUUCAGAUGCUGUUGAUACUCCAGGGGGUUCACGAGUCAAAGGGUGUGACUGAAGAUUAUUUGAAACUGGAAUCCCUGAUCCAGAAAGUGGUUUCUCCUUACUUGGGCACAUACGGGCUGUAUUCCAGCGACGGACCCUUCACGCACUCUUCCUGUAUCUUGGAGAAGCGGUUCUUCAGGCGUUCAAAAUCGGGGGACAUACUUGCCAAGAACCCCGUGGUGCGAUCGAAAAGCUACAACAAUCCCCUGCUCACGCCAGUGGCCGAGUAUGAAACAGAGGGCAUGGCUGCCAACGGAACAGGCAUCCGAAGGCACUCCGUUUCAGAAAUGACCUCCUGCCUGGAGCUCCAGGGCUACUCCAACCUCACCACUAUCAUGGACAACGGCUCCAAGAGCUCCAUGACGGCCACGAAAAGCUCGCUGUCGGGAGACCAGGAGAGGCCCAGCAGCGGGUCGGUGCAGUGCUCUAGCAAACUCAGCACAGUUGAGCAGCAGAAAGGACUCUUCCACGCGAUGGACGACCCACAUAGGUCUUUUGAGCUGGACAGGGACCCUUCCUUGAUUCCAGUUCCCUCUUCCAGCCCUGAGAACAUAGUGGAUCAGAUUUUGGAGUCGAUCGACUCUGAUUCUGAAGGCAUUUUUAUUGAUUUUGGCCGGGGCUGUUCCAAUUCAUCAGCAUACAAUGUGGACGUGAACAGACAGAGCAUCAUGUGAAGGACAUUGGGAGACAAACCUUGGGUUUUAAUAUUAUAUAUGAAAGUUACAAAUGCAUUGAGUCGGACUCUGGGCAAGCAAUAUAUGUCCAGGGCAGAACCUCUGUUGUAGGUCAUCACAGCUGUACUGAGGUACACAGACACAAGUUUACAGCAGGUGGGAAUCUGCUGCCAGGGGGAAGAAACUCCGACCGCUUCUCCCUGUCCCCAUCACUCUGCAGCAGGAUUUCCUGUUGUCUUUAUAAACUUAGGGGUUCACAAGCUGCCAAGUGUCUGGUAAAAUGCUAUUAGUGCAGCUGGCAGUGUUGGUUCAGUGAAACAGCCUAGCAAAUAGCUGUGUUCACUUUUAAUUUUCU
This is a messenger RNA of Mesitornis unicolor (brown roatelo), 1339 nucleotides long. Its product is annotated as proline-rich protein 5-like. The record is from RefSeq and is a predicted model, not a curated record. Lineage: Eukaryota; Metazoa; Chordata; Aves; Mesitornithiformes; Mesitornithidae. Bases 25 to 984 code for a protein of 319 amino acids. Gene Ontology annotation, biological process: TORC2 signaling. Gene Ontology annotation, cellular component: TORC2 complex. The transcript is spliced from 5 exons.